AUGACUCCUCCUUGCUGUGACAUUUGGGAGGACUACUCGCCUCAGAAGGACACAGAGUACUUGUCCGCUGUUACAUUGUUCAUGGACGGUGGUGCUGGUGGUGGUGUUGGUGGUGGCGGUGGUGGUGGCGGUAAGCUUAACAUAAGACCUCCUGCAGAGAAUAAAAUGAUGGGCACAUAUGACCCAAAUUAUCAAACCUUGGCCGGAUUGAACAAC
Molecule: messenger RNA, 216 nt
Organism: Strongylus vulgaris
Lineage: Eukaryota; Metazoa; Nematoda; Chromadorea; Rhabditida; Strongylidae
Source: the annotation of a GenBank genome assembly